Molecule: messenger RNA, 1029 nt
Organism: Aureobasidium uvarum
Lineage: Eukaryota; Fungi; Ascomycota; Dothideomycetes; Dothideales; Saccotheciaceae
Source: the annotation of a GenBank genome assembly
AUGCUCAAUGCUCAAUGCUCAAUGCUCAUCAGCAUCCCCGAACCCCAAAGCGACACGGUUACCACCAAAACCCGUCCGUGCACUUAUCGCAUUCCUUAUCGGCACACCAUCAUCGUCCCCACAUUAUGUUUCUAUACCACUUUCCGUCUCGCCACUGCACUCUCGCAAUCAAGAGAGAAUCUGCUGUGUAUUCGAUUCAUGAUCUCCGAAGAUGAGAUUGCCAACUAUGAAGACCUUCGAGAUUGCCUGUCCGAACUGUUGAUCUCGAGACUCUCCGGUACUGCAGACAAAAAGAAGANNAAAAAGGCUACCAAGGGUCGCAAGAAUGAGAUCAAGCCCGUGAGCAGGCCAGAGCAAGAUCCAGAGGACAACGAUGCUCUGGUCGCUGAUCUGGGUGAGACGAUAGAGGUAUGUAAAUCUCAUCUUAUCACUAAUCGAUACGAUGCUGACAUAGAUGAAGNNUAUCUCGCUUCUGAGAUAUUUCCUUCAUUGCCUGAUGAUUUGCGGACUCUAUCAUACAGUGACGUCCAGAAUGAUGCUCAGCUGGCUGAAAAGUACAGCGUGCCUCUGGACUCGGAUGUAUACGAGGACUUGCUGCAACCAAUGCCACUGUCGAUAUCAGAUUCGUUGACCUCUUACGGUCUACUGUCCGAUCCAACAGACCUACCACGAUUACUGGAGCCUGUCUUUACAUCGUACAUCACAAGCAGAACAACUGCGCCGCCAGAGUUCGCGCCUUCUAGUCGAGCAACCGAGUGUGAGAUUUGCGAGAGGGAACACCUUCCUCUUACCUAUCAUCACUUGAUCCCGAGGGCUGUGCAUGCAAAGGUCGUCAAGCGUGGCUGGCAUGCUAGUUGGGAGUUGAACAAGGUUGCUUGGCUAUGCAGAGCGUGCCACAGCUUCGUGCAUCGACUUGCGACUAAUGAAGAGCUGGCCAAGGAGUGGUAUAGCAUCGAGUUGCUUUUGGAAAGAGAUGAUGUUCAAAAAUGGGCAGUCUGGGUCAGCAAGGUCCGAUGGAAAGCCAAGUGA